CGCUUCCCGCCGGCCACGCAGCCUGGCCAUGGGCACCCCGGCGCGGCCCGUGCGGGUGCUCCUGGACAUGGACGGGGUGCUGGCCGACUUCGAGGGGGGCCUCCUGGCCGGCUUCCGCCGCCGCUUCCCCGGGGAGCCCCACGUACCGCUGGAGCAGCGCCGAGGCUUCCUGGCCAGCGAGCAGUACCGGGCGCUGCGCCCCGACCUGGCGGACAAGGUGGCAAGCGUGUAUGAGGCGCCCGGCUUCUUCCUGGGCCUGGAGCCGCUGCCCGGAGCCCUGGACGCGGUGCGGGCGAUGGACGCGCUGCCCGACACCGAGGUCUUCAUCUGCACCAGCCCUCUGCUCAAGUACCAGCACUGUGUGGGUGAGAAGUAUCAAUGGGUGGAGAAGCACCUGGGACCCCGGUUCGUGGAGCGCAUCAUCCUGACCCGGGAUAAGACGGUGGUCUCGGGGGACCUUCUCAUCGACGACAAGGACACUAUCCGAGGCCAAGAGGAGACUCCGAGCUGGGAGCACAUACUGUUCACCUGCUGCCACAACCAACACCUGGACUUGCCCCCCACUAGGAGACGCCUGAGCUCCUGGAGCGACAACUGGCAGGAAAUCGUGGACAGCAAGAGGGGGGCCGGGCGCCCUCAGGCCUGAGCCAAGGCCACUGGCAGGCAGCUGGCCCUGCAGUCCGGCCUGAUAUUUGGAAUAAAACACUU
Molecule: messenger RNA, 708 nt
Organism: Suncus etruscus (white-toothed pygmy shrew)
Lineage: Eukaryota; Metazoa; Chordata; Mammalia; Eulipotyphla; Soricidae
Gene: NT5C
Product: 5', 3'-nucleotidase, cytosolic
Exons: 5
Coding region: 29-646 (205 amino acids)
Biological process (GO): pyrimidine deoxyribonucleotide catabolic process
Molecular function (GO): 5'-nucleotidase activity
Source: RefSeq, a predicted model, not a curated record